Anoplophora glabripennis (Asian longhorned beetle) is the source of this 2124-nucleotide messenger RNA. RefSeq names its product nicotinate phosphoribosyltransferase. NCBI's taxonomy places the organism in Eukaryota, Metazoa, Arthropoda, Insecta, Coleoptera, Cerambycidae. The record is from RefSeq and is a predicted model, not a curated record. The transcript has 10 exons. The coding region runs from base 247 to 1950 and encodes 567 amino acids. Gene Ontology annotation, biological process: NAD+ biosynthetic process. Gene Ontology annotation, molecular function: nicotinate phosphoribosyltransferase activity.
CGCCCCUGCGUGCCGCCGUACGUACGUAUUAGUGCUGUGUAUCAAAUACAAUGAGACUGUCCCACAUCUAGUAGUUCUGAUGGCGGGACUUCACAAACACAAACGGAAUCUGAUCAAUAUUGCCGCACUGUACAACUGUUGCAGUUCGAAUAAAUUGUGAAUCACAGAGGGCUGUAGAGUCACGGUUGUAGUGGCGCUUUCUGACAUCACCGAGGUGCGAAAUUUCAAAAAGUAUUCCGUUCAGUUAUGUCCGAAGAACAAGAAGCCUCCACCGAAAAGCGUCUUGGCCAAAAUGGGAUUAUACAACCUCUGCUCACAGAUUUGUAUCAAAUUACCAUGGCUUAUGCUUACUGGAAGUCGGGAAAAAUCAAAGACUCUGCCGUAUUUGAUUUAUUCUUUCGGAAGAAUCCAUUCCAAGGAGAGUUUACUAUUUUCGCUGGCUUAGAAGAAUGCUUAAAAUUUUUGAGAAAAUUUCACUACUCAGCUAGCGAUAUUAAAUACCUUAAGGAAACACUGCCAUCUAGCAUAGAAGAUGAAUUUUAUGAAUACUUGAAGUCUGUUUCAGCGAAACAUGUUCGGUUAUUUGCCAUAGCGGAAGGAUCUGUUGUAUUUCCCAGGGUGCCUCUAAUGAGAAUUGAAGGACCUCUGAUUAUAGUUCAACUACUGGAAACCACAUUACUGACUUUGGUGAACUAUGCCAGCUUAAUGGCGACCAACGCGGCAAGAUACAGAAUUGCAGCUGGCAGCAUGAAGCUGUUCGAAUUUGGACUUAGAAGAGCCCAAGGACCAGACGGGGGCUUGUCGGCCUCAAAAUAUUCAUAUAUAGGUGGUUUUGAUGGAACAAGCAAUGUUUUAGCAGGGAAACUGUUUAACAUCCCUGUAAAGGGAACUCAUGCUCACGCCUACAUAACAUCCUUUAACGGCUUUUCCGAAUUGCGAAACAUUUUCCUAGAACCAAAGUGUGGAGGGAAACCGCGCGACCUCCUAGAAUUGGCUUUGACAUGGAGGACUAAUCUACUUCCGAUUUUUAAAUUAUUUUCGGUAGAAGCCAGCGAAGGGGAAUUGGCAGCUUUAAUAUCGUUUGCGAUCGCUUUCCCAGAGGGUUUCAUGGCUUUAGUUGACACGUACGAAGUUCAGAGGUAUUCCUGUUGUAUGAAUAAAGUCACUUCCAGCACCAAAUCGCAUAGCAAGUACAGGAGCGGCCUGCUAAACUUCUGUGCCGUAGCGUUAUCUUUGAACGAUUUGGGAUAUCGUGCCGUUGGUAUAAGACUAGACAGCGGAGAUUUGGCAUAUCUGUCAAACAUAGCUCGUCAUUUCUUUACUGAAAUAGCCGUCAAAUACAAUUUGCCAUGGUUCGAAAAUUUAAUGAUAAUGGCUUCGAAUGAUAUAAACGAGGAAACUAUACUCAGUUUGAAUGAACAAGGACACAAGAUCAAUUGCUUUGGUAUUGGGACACAUCUAGUGACCUGCCAAAGACAACCAGCUUUGGGUUGUGUGUACAAAAUGGUAGAACUGAAUGGAUACCCUAGAAUUAAACUCAGUCAAGACGUAGGUAAAGUAAACAUGCCAGGAUGUAAGGAUGCUUAUCGUCUUUAUAGCGAAAGUGGCUACGCCCUCGUAGAUCUCUUGCAGAGGUCUAUAGAACCACCUCCAGAAGUAAACGAAAAAGUUCUCUGUCGGCAUCCCUUCGAAGAAUCAAAAAGGGCGUAUGUGAUACCAUCUAGAGUGGAGAAACUACUAAAUUUAUAUUGGGAAGACGGACAGAUCUGUCAGGAAUUACCGAGUUUGCAGCAAAUCAAAGAAAGGGUUCAAACUACUCUAAAGACCUUAAGACCGGAUAUAAAGAGAAAUCUAAAUCCGACACCGUUUAAGGUUGCAGUUAGCGACAGAUUGUAUACAUUUCUUCACGACUUGUGGCUCAAAAACGCACCUAUUGGAGAAUUAUCUUAGAUAACAAGUAAUCAAAAGUAAAUUAAAAUUAAUACGUUUGCUUAAACGCACGCCAUGUACACACGUAGCCACCAAAUAUAUUGUAUAAAUGUUAUAUAGAAGAUAUUACCACACAAUUAUAUAAAAAAGUUAUUGUUAGUACAAAAUAAUAAUGUUCGUCGAAUUUAGAAAGUG